This is a messenger RNA of Parasteatoda tepidariorum (common house spider), 775 nucleotides long. Its product is annotated as myosin light chain 1. Gene Ontology annotation, cellular component: muscle myosin complex. Gene Ontology annotation, molecular function: calcium ion binding. Lineage: Eukaryota; Metazoa; Arthropoda; Arachnida; Araneae; Theridiidae. The record is from RefSeq and is a predicted model, not a curated record.
UAGCGCUGCGCCCUCUUGAGUGUUCCGCCUGAAGUAUAUAUUUGAGCGAUUCUUCCCGUUUUCGUACCACUUCAAACUUGACUCCUUUGGUUCGGUAGUUAAAAAAUUACUUGGAUAUGGCAGAUCUCAAACCCGCCGAAGUUGAAAAGGCCAGAGAACACUUCGAAAUCUAUGACUUUGAAGGAGAAGGUAAAAUUGAUGCAAAGGACCUAGGUGAUCUCUUAAGAUCACUAGAUUGCAAGCCAACUAUAGCAACUGUUGAAAAAAAUGGAGGAGCAAAGAAGAAAGGAGAAAAAAAGUUGUCGUUUGAAGAAUUCCUGCCUAUCUUUAGCCAAAUUAGGAAAGAAAAAGAAAUUGGUACACUAGAAGAUUUUAUGGAAGGCCUUAAAGUUUACGACAAAGCAGAAAAUGGAACUAUGUUGGCCGCAGAAUUAGCUCACGUUUUAUUAUCUUUAGGCGAACGAUUAACAGACGGUGAAGUUGAGGAUAUAUUAAAAUCAUGCGGUGGAGCAGAAGAUGAUGAUGGAUUUUUGAAAUAUGAACCAUUUGCAAAGUGUGUAAUGACCGGUCCUUUCCCUGAAGAACUCAAAUAAUGAAAGUCAACGAAUUAUGGUGUUUAAUUAUAAAUGUUCAAAGAGAAUGAACUAUCUGCUAUGCAAUUAAUGUAAAAAUAGAUGAACCUACGAAAGGGCAAUCAACAGAAAAGCGUUUAUAUAUUGUUAUCUUUCAGUAAUUAAUUAAUGCUGAACACAAUAAAAUUGCUAUAUGGUUUGCA